Prunus mume (Japanese apricot) is the source of this 510-nucleotide messenger RNA. NCBI's taxonomy places the organism in Eukaryota, Viridiplantae, Streptophyta, Magnoliopsida, Rosales, Rosaceae. The record is from RefSeq and is a predicted model, not a curated record.
AUGGCUAGAGAGUCUGACCCUGCAACCAUCCUAAACACCAAUGCACCACAUCAAACUCUCAUCAGCAUCAACGUUGCUGCUCAAGCUCCUCUCAAACUCUCCUCUACCAAUUACCUCUCUUGGAAAUUACAAUUCCAAUCCCUCUUCAUUGGCUAUGAUCUUCUUGGCUAUAUUGAUGGGUCCAAACCAUGCCCGCCAGCCACCUUGACCCAAGAAAAUACCACCACACCCAAUCCCAGUUACAGUUUAUGGAUCCGACAGGACCAACUGAUUCUCAACGCCAUUAUUGGCUCCCUUUCACCCACCAUUAUCUCCUUCAUAGCUCAAGCCCAAACCUCUAAACAAGCCUGGACAAUUCUAGCCAACACAUAUGCUAAACCCUCUCGUGGCCGCAUCAAACAAAUCAAACACCAACUCAAAAACACCACCAAAGGCUCCCUUAGCAUCACUGAGUUUAUGCAAUCCAUCAAAACUCGAGCCGAUGAUCUUGCUCUUAUUGGCCCCCCUUGA